This is a messenger RNA of Gadus chalcogrammus (walleye pollock), 5266 nucleotides long. Its product is annotated as inactive phospholipid phosphatase 7. The coding region runs from base 471 to 1361 and encodes 296 amino acids. Lineage: Eukaryota; Metazoa; Chordata; Actinopteri; Gadiformes; Gadidae. Gene Ontology annotation, cellular component: nuclear envelope. Gene Ontology annotation, molecular function: sphingosine-1-phosphate phosphatase activity. The record is from RefSeq and is a predicted model, not a curated record. The transcript has 3 exons.
UACUCCCCGGAUACUUGUAACCGCAUAUGUCUCUUUUCUUUUUUGCUUGUGUAGGACUAUAUCCGUCCACGGGCUAAAAGUGUCUCGUGCCGCCUAGGAUUCCGCGGAUGCCGAGAUGCACGCAGAACCCGCGCGAGACGUCCAAGUGAUGAUGGCGUACGGGCCGUUCUCACCCAUCGUCUGACCCUGUUUCGUUGGAUUGGCGGAGACAAAUGCCCAUCACCCCUCUCUCUCUCCCUUUCUCUCUCUUUGCCUGCACGGGUCGCGGUGUAUAAACAGCAUGGCUAACGCGCAUUCCAAUCAGUCUAAAUAUAUCCAUUAGAGAGCUACAGCAAGGACGAGCUGGUGGGCUACAAUCGUGAUCCUUCCUGCGACAACUUGUCAUCUGGGAUCUCUCUUAUACUUAAAACGCCUUGAAAACACAUUGUCAACAUAGGCGUUGGUGGCAUCUCUCUGGACCCGAGGCCGACAUGCCCUCCUCAAGCAACAGCGUGAGAUCUCGGACGCGGGACCGCAACAAUGUGCUGGGCAGACCCGAGUUCAUGUCCCUGAACCAGCCCAUGCGGACCGGAGCGCCCGCCGCCGAGAACCGAGCCAGCUCCAGGAGGCUGUCGGCGAUCAAGCCCCAGACCAGUCAGUCGAACGAAGAGCCCGCUGACACCGCCGGCGUCAACAAUAACAACAAGGACAAGGACAAAAAGGAGCCUGGCAAAAUGCCCGAGGAAGACUGCAUGCUGCUGAACCCCUCCUUCAAGGGGAUAGCCAUGAACGCGCUGCUAGCCAUCGACAUCAGUCUAUCCAAGCGCAUGGGGGUCUGCGCCUACACCUCGUCUUCCUGGGGGGGCUGCCGCUCCAUGGUCGCCCUGCUCGAGCUCACCGGCUUCGGCAUCACGUGGAUCAUUGGCACUAUCGUGUGUCUCACGAGGAGUAACACGCUUGCCGGACAGGAGGUUCUGGUCAACCUGCUACUGGCGCUGCUUCUGGACGUGCUGACCAUCGCGGGGGUCCAGCGGCUGGUGAAGCGGCGGGGGCCCUGGGAGAUGACCCCCGGCUUCCUGGACUACGUGUCCAUGGACAUGUACUCUUUCCCGGCGGCGCACGCCAGCCGCGCCGCCAUGGUCUCCAAGUUCCUGCUGUCCCACCUGGUGCUGGCCGUGCCUCUGCGCAUCUUGCUGGUGCUCUGGGCCUUCCUGGUGGGCGUGUCCCGGGUGAUGCUGGGCAAGCACCACCUCACGGACAUGGUGUGCGGCUUCGUGCUGGGGCUCCUCCACUUCAGCCUGAUGGAGAACGUGUGGCUCUCCUCCGGCACCUGCCAGACUCUCAUCUCCAUCAGCACCUUCAGCUGGGGCGCCUUCAGUUAGACGGCGGGUUGGCCCGGUUAGGUAGUGGCUGCUGGGCACGGAAGCUCUGCUUGGACCGUGAAGGAGCUAUGACGGGGGGUUUUGACGCGUAACCAUGUGGUCCUAAGAUUGGUAGUCUUGUAGCUUAGCUUUACACCGCAAACGAUUCUGUAGCGUGGUUCACACAGCGUGAACGAUGCUAUUAGACUCAGGUUUUUCAGGGCUGUGAGGCUUUCCGAGUUUUUUUUUUAAUCCUUGUAUUCCUAAGAAUAGAUGGAAGACUUUGUAGCGUAGCUUUACGAUGUAAAGGUUUCUGUAGCAUAUUUUUACCCAAUGUAAACUAUGCUACGAUUCUCUGGGUUUUAAAGCUGCGGUCUACAGUUUACAGCAAUGUAUUGUAUAAAGAGAUGUGUUAAGGUGUGGUUAAGUUCCUCAUAAACGCUUCUUUGUCAUGCAAAGAGAUCCAAAAGUCAUGACAUCAUUCAUAGUACAGUGAAUUUCUUUUAAGUUGUGAGUUACUUAUCAUUAAAUCUACCCACAUACCUCGAAGCUCGUUAUAGAAUAAUUCUGCUAAAGGAACAGUGUAUGUAUCACUGAUGUAUCCUUGUUAAAGUUUAAAUCAACAUUUUAUGAAAGUUUUAAGUUUAUGUUUUACUUAAAACAAUAAGUACUUUAGAUACUUUCCGGCUCUUGGCUGAAAGUAUUAAGUCUGUUUUUGCAUGAAAUACUUUCACUUCUUGUUUCUUCUUUUUCCUGUUUUUAUUUUUUUAAUUUCCUCUUCUUCUUUGCCUUGUUACUCAACAUAUGUGUAGUUAAGAAAUAAAUACACGUUUUAAGGUUAAAUAUGCUGAUAAAAUAAGCUAUUCUGAUAUUCAAAUGACAAAGGCUUUAUUUUCUGUAAGUAAAUAUGUUAAGUUGUGGUAUUACCCAUACCCAAUGCCUGUCCUUCACAUAUGUGUAACAUUUUAUUGUUAAUAUUUGGUUGAAAUGUUCUUUAUGCAAAAAAUAUACAUCAUAUUAAUGAUUCAUUUAUUUUGGAAAGUUCCCCUCCAUGAUUUCUAGGCUUAAUGUAAUUUAACUUUGUUGCCCUAUCUUCCACUCUCGUUCUCUAUCUCUUCUGCAGUCUAUGCAUUGGCUUAACAGCUGAACACACUCAGUUUGUACGUGUGGUUAACUGGCUGCUCCACUCAACGACUAAAGUGCGUUAGUGGAUUUCUGUGAGACUUUCAUUGCGCAUGGUUUUGAUUAGUGUUUUAGAAGUGAAUGACUCUGUUUUUUGUAACUGUUCAUUGAAGAUUAACCUAUUAGCCUACUUCUAUUUCUAACUUUGUAUUGAAUAACCAUGAAUCUAUAGGCUUAACAGGAUAUUAUUGUAGCAGAAUGUUUUAUUGAAAAACUUGUCUUAUGCAUCUGCAUGUUUUGUUUGCUAUGUAGAGUUUUUAUGGAGCGUUUCCCUGUUUUUCUUUUAUAAUAAUUGAGUUUGAGUUGAGUUGAUCUUUUAAAAAGCCUUCUUUAUUAUCUAUUUUUUUGUAUUUGUGCAUGCAUAUAAAAUAUGUUAUUGGCAAUCAUACGAUUGUUUUUCUUUCUUUUGAAUUUGAUUUUAUGUGUGUGAGUCUGUACAUGGAUACUUGAUUCUGCAUCAGAUCACUCAUGCUAGCAGUUACGCAGGUGCUGAUGAGAAUGUGAGUUAUUUUGAAAGAAACAAGUGCACCAAAAGUCACUGUUAUGGUUGUAGAAUCAGUAUGAUUAGAUGAUGCAUUCUUUGUGAUUUGGGUGCAUGAGAAACCAAAAGAUUACUAAGGUAAUUCUGUAGGCGUAGUGCAAAAUUCCGAAGAGUUGAGACAAAGGUAUACACGUUGUGGUUAUUAAUAAAGCCUCAUCUCCCUCAUUCUGAUCUCUGACACUUGAAGAUGAAACAAAAACUGAUCUUAGAAUCUGAAUGAUCAGGGUCAAGAGUUCAGUUUGAUUGUAAAGUUUUGAGGAGAACAUUUUUAUUUUUUUUUCUAUGGUUGUACAAUACUAAUGUUUAGGUAAUUUGCACCCCAUACAAAUUUCUCUAGAUUAAAUAUUUUAAUCUUGAAAAUUACCUUUCUGAAUACAUUCCGAAAAAUAUAAACAAUUUGUCCUCUUAAAUGACAAAUGGGGAUAAGGGGUUAACGCACACGACACCAAUGUCUCAACACUAACAUCUGAAACUUAAACUGAAUUUUUAUCAGCUGCCAGUCUUCAAUUCCCCAUAGUCUUACCACAAGUCAUGUGACAGGAAACGGUGUAAAGGCCUACCUUGCAACAGUUCAAACCUCAAACUGACAUUGCCUUAAAAGGUGAACUUCCUCAGUAUGUCAAACAAAUCCUCAGGAGUAGGCCUACAUCUCUCAAUAAAGCAGAGACUCAAAACUUGCAGCAAAUAUGCAUGUUUGGUUGUGAUAAUGCAACAACAAUUUGGCUUUCAAAUGACUUCAAUAUAAGUAUGUUUGCUUCAAAUCUCAAAUCUCAUUUACUAUUUGACUACAGUACACUAUAAGAAAAAAGCCGGUAAACUCAGACUAAUUUAGCAUGCACACACAGACUCUUUUUUUGCCUGGUCAUUACCUUUGUGGGAAUGAUUCAUUUUAUGUGAGUGUGCUAUAAAUGAAAAUGUCUCUACUGUGGUAUGGUACAUUUAUUCCAGAGGACUGGACAAAAAAAAUCAUACAUUUGAAUCUGGGUAUAGUGCCAGUAUGCCUAGUGUUGAAUGUUUUUUGGAAGAUAGAUAAGUCCUGUUAAUUAAUUGAGUGUUCAUCAAGCCUAUAAUAUAUUUCAUGUUAUCCUUAUCCAAACUGAUGUUUUGUCUUGCCAAAAAUACAAAAUAAUUGAAUGUUUUAAAAACAUCAGCAAAGUACCACAAUCGAUUCUCUUCGUUAAACAGUUUUUGUGCGGCAUUAUAUCAACUAACGUGUAUAUACCGAUGAAGAAUAGAGCAGUUUACGCAGAUGCAUCAUACAAUAUAACAAGUGCUCCAUCUAGAGGUUAAUGUUCAACAGUACAACAGCACUGGUAUGCGGUUAAGUUUACAUUCAAAAUAACUGAUCUUUCCUCUUCUUCGAGUCCUCCCUAAGGAUGGAGGAGAACAGGGAAAUCGCGUUGUUAAACAAUCAACUUUAUUAUUAUGUAUGUUGAUAUAUGAGUUAAUGUAUGAGUGUUAAGUGAUUAUAUGAGUGUUUUGCAAUUAAUUGAAAGAGUCCCUAUUUUACCACCAGGUAUGAGACUGAUUAGUCAUACAACCCAUUUCAAAAUUGAUAUAAUUGUAUAAUCACAAGUUGUGUCUACAACGUCUACCUAUCUGUCGUACAUCGAGGUUGACUUUGAAACGCUUUGAAAUGCCUCAUUAACAACACCCCUGGUGGUAAAAAAUAAUCGCUUCAAUAAAUGCCAUCGCCUAGGCAUCGAUGGCUUACAGGAAAUAAGGACCUGCUGCAAAGCCUCAUUUCUUUGUGACCUGAAGUUCUUGUCUAUUUUGAUGAUUAUGACUACCACUCGAGAUCCUCUGGAGUCUUUGGAAAUUCCUAGGCUCAGAUCCAAGACAUUCAGUAGUUUUGAAAUCUUGGUUCAACGUGCUUGAAGCGGAGGAAAAAAUGUGACACAUAACUGUAUGUCUUGCAUCAUAGACCUCUCACUUUGGUCAAAGUACACAUUUUUAAUACAAUGUGAGAGUUUGUAAAAUAAUUGAAUAGAAAUACAUACAUUUUUCCAUUUGCCUUUAAAUGUGUUUAUCUGAAUGGAUAACAUAUUAUAUACUUGACAUAAAUAAGGCAGCCCUAUGAAUAUGUUAUUUCCGUAAUCAGCAAAACAAUUGUCUGUCAUGUCCAUCUUGUGCUUGGCUUUAUUUUAGAGCAUGCGUUUUUCCCCUGCCAUUUGAUUUAAACUAUUUUCAAACGCAAUCUCUU